Messenger RNA from Sitodiplosis mosellana (orange wheat blossom midge), 6594 nucleotides. RefSeq names its product tyrosine-protein phosphatase non-receptor type 23 (gene mop). The record is from RefSeq and is a predicted model, not a curated record. Gene Ontology annotation, biological process: endocytic recycling; protein transport to vacuole involved in ubiquitin-dependent protein catabolic process via the multivesicular body sorting pathway; early endosome to late endosome transport. Gene Ontology annotation, cellular component: endosome. Lineage: Eukaryota; Metazoa; Arthropoda; Insecta; Diptera; Cecidomyiidae. The coding region runs from base 963 to 6269 and encodes 1768 amino acids. The transcript has 7 exons. Gene Ontology annotation, molecular function: protein binding; protein tyrosine phosphatase activity.
ACGCAUUUUCAACGCAAUUGGGAAUGAAAGAAAAACGAUCUCGAUUUCGAGUCGAUGUAAAUUUCUCCAGUUCCUUUCCACUUUAACAUUUUUGUCAUUCGAAUUUCCGGGGAAAUUUUUCACAUUUAUAUUCUUCGUUCGUCAAGCUGUCAAUGUAAACGCAACCUAACUGUCAAUGGAAUUGUUUGUGCCACUGCUUCCAAUUAGACGUAUGACUAUGACUAUGUAAAUUAAACUGGUUAACAUUGUAUUGAGGCGCGUAUACGAUUGUUGUUUAUUCAUUUCGUUAGGUGUACCCGCAUCGUUGUGUGUACACAGAGCCAAACGAGAGAGAUACGUGCAUUCUGAAGUGACCGUGUCUCAUUGUUUGGAAUGACGUUGUGUGCUCGCAAUUCACCACACAUAUUUACCGAUGAUUUUUGUUUUGAAUAGAAAAACGUGAAAAAACAAAAAAACAUUUAUACAUUGGGAUCGGUGAAUGCACAUCGCGCGACUGUUCCAAGUUAAAUCACAACAUAUACACAAUAAAAGUACACAAAGACAUAUCAGUGUAUUGUUAUUUCACUGUGUUUUUCUUCUUUUUUCACAUUCUGAGUACAUUGAAUGAUGUGUUACUUGUGACAGUACUAACUUUAUUACAUUUCAUUUUUAUUAUUAUCGUUUAAACUUUUUUCGUGUGUUGCUUUAAAGCUGCAAACAAAACUUGAAUUGAAGUGUAGUUAAUCAAAUUGCCCGGGUCCUAUGACGAUUACAUUCAAUUUUUUUGACAGCAAUUCGUGAUCGUUGUGGUUGAAAUUUCACUUACCCAUUUUCAUUUUGGUGCAUUCACAUUGCAUCAGCCAAUUGGUGUAAACAAGUCAAUUUCCGUUUAGCAAACACGAGAAGAAAGGUGAAGAAACACAGGUGACAAGAGUUAACAAAAAACUAGACAUUUUUUUUUUCAUACAAAACAAACAACAAUUAUGGAAGCUGUACCUAAAGUGCCAAUGCUUCACUUUACGCUGAAGCAAACAUUACAGAAAUCAUCAUUUUCCCGAUUGAAACAGUAUAUUGCCGAGUGUUAUCAAGAGGAUCCGGAAACAUUUUCAAAGGAAAUUUAUGAGUUGGAAACACUACGAGCGGCUGCAUACAAUCCAUCGAUCGACGAUACCGGUUACAAUGUGAUCAAACGAUACUAUUGUCAGUUGCAUUCGUUGCAAAAUCGCUUUCCAAUUGAAAACGAUCGCAGUUUGGUGAAUUUCGUUUGGCGUGACAUUUAUUCAAGCAACACAACACAAUCGUCCGAUAUACGCCAUGAUAUGGCCGUCGUACUGUACAAUUAUGGUGCAAUUCAUACGCAAGUGGGCGCGGCGGCGAAUCGAUCAUCGGAAGAGGAAAUGAAAUUGGUGUGCACACUGUUUCAACGGGCUGCAUGGGCAUUUGAAACGAUUCGCGAAAAAUAUCAAAUGGCUACGACCGGCGAUAUGUAUCCGGAAAUUUUGAUAUUUAUGCAAAAUAUUUGCUUUGCUCAGGCGCAGGAGUGCAUUUUGGAAAAGAGUUUGAUCGACAAUCGCAAAUCGAUUAUCGUGGCAAAAGUGGCAUCACAAAUUAUUGAAUAUUAUAAUUCGGCGUUUGCAGCGUUGUUGUCGGGCGGCGAAGAGGGGAUGAUUGCCGAAAUUGUCGGCUCGAGACAAUUCAAAGAGUGGCGACAGUACAUUCAAUUCAAGGUACAAUACACGGCCUGCAUUUUACUUUUGUAUCAAGGUCAAAAUGCCGAAGAGCAACAGAAGAUGGGCGAACGUGUAACACUAUAUCAAGCGUCAUUCGAUCGGCUGGAGGAUGCACGAAAAGAGGCCAAACAUCUGAACAAUAUGACACAGGUAACGGAAGCGUUGACCUUUGUUAUGGACGUGGUCGAAGCAAAACGAAAAGCGGCCAAAAAUGAAAAUGAAUUCAUUUAUCACGAAGAAGUGCCUGAGCUCAGCUCAAUCGCAACGAUUGCCGGUGCAAAUUUGGUAAAGGGAAUCCCGUUCAAUGUGUCCGAUGCGGCCAGUGAAGAUAUUUUCCAUCGUUUGGUGCCGAUCAAAACGCACGAACAUAGUUCGUUGUACAGUGAAGAGAAGACGAAUUUAUUGCGAAAAAUCACGCAAAAAAUCGAAGCAAAAGAUAAUGAGCUCAAUCAAUUUAUGGAAUCGCUCAAUAUUGAUUCGUUGAGUUUUAAUCCGAAAGAAGUGAAAUUACCACAAUCGAUUAUUGAUCGAUGUGCCGCUAUGAAUGCCCGUCCAACGGUUAUCGAUGAUUUGAUACAAAAUAUGUCGUCGUUGGCCGAGAUUUGUGUGGAUGUGGAAAAUAUGCUGCAAACGAUACAGGAACUCUUGAGCAAAGAGGAAUUCUAUGAAAAAGAUUUUCAACAAACGAUGGGCCAAUAUCGCCCUAGCGGCCAUUUCGUCGAAUUGAGCCGUGAGUUUAUGAAAUAUCAAGAGGCACACAAUAAAGCUGGCGAUAGCAAUGAUACAUUGCGAAAGGCAAUGGAAAUGCAUGUGAACAAUUUACGCAUUUUAUCAAAACCAUUGAGUGAUGUGCAAGCGGCCAUUCCCACCUGUUCGAUUGAAUGCGAUCCCAAAUUACUGAGCGAAACACAAAUGCUGUUGAACAAAGUGAACGAGAUGCGAGUGCAACGGGCACAAUUGUAUGCUCAGCUCAGUGAAAACAUUCAAAAUGAUGAUAUAACCGCACAGUUGGUGGCAUGGGGUGAUGAAGAUGUGGAAAAAUUGUUCAAAUCAGAGCUGGGCAAACAUGAGCAAUUGAUUAAUAUCAUCGAACAGAAUCUCGUGGCUCAAGAAAAUAUCUUGAAAACAUUCACCGAUGCCUACGCAAAAUGUGCACAUUUCAUCAAAACCGUAUCGGAUACGAAACAUAAACGCGAUAUAUUCUUUUCAUCGUUGAUCGCCUCCUACGAUGUGUACGAUGAUCUGUUGGGCAAAAGUCUAAAGGGAUUGGAAUUUUAUAAGAAAUUGCAGAGCAACAUUCAACGCUUGUGUGCUCGAGUUCGCAGCGCACGUGAUGUUCAUGAUGAGGAACGGCAACAACGCAUCGAUUCAAUGAAUAAAAAGGCACUGUCAUCGAUGCAACCACCAUCAUCGAUGCCGGUUUCAACAGCGCUCGCACCCAAUGCUGACUAUCCGAAAUUGACAAAACCCACUGAACACGAUGUAAUGGAGAGUUAUCGCAGUACAGCCAUCCGUCCAACACCAAUCGGUCAAGAGAAUUGCCUUACAUCGAUGCAGCAUGAUGUCAGUCAUUCGAAUUCAGUAUCGACAACUGUUCCGUUUAAUUACAACUAUCAAACGUCUGUUGCCGCAUCGAUGCCAUCAAGUUAUACACCGCCAGCGGCUCAAACGACAAUAUCAACACCAAGCUCAGCUCCGUCAUCAUACUCGAAUCAAUCGAAUACGUAUUCCAGUCAACAGAGCGCAUAUUCAAGCCAGCCAAACUCGUACUCAAGUCAACAGAAUGCUUACUACGCCACACAGUUUUCACAAGCGAAUGCAGCAUACGCGCCCAACUCUGCUGGUGGCUUCGUGAAUCCGAUCUAUAGCAAUUUGCCGACAUCUAACGCGGCCCAACAACCAAAACAAAGCUAUGAAAAUGUACCGACCACAGUGACCUACACCACCAGUGGCAGUACAUCCGUGAGUUCAUAUGGAAAUGUUGGAACGUAUUCCUAUGCAACAACAUCUCCAACAUCCACGCAACAGUACAACUACAAUAGCAUGAUGACCAGUGUACAAAACCCAGUGCAAAAUUUACCCGUUUCAUCACAGUCUCAAUCGUAUUUGAAUUACUCGCAAAGCGAUACGCGUCAAGCAAAUUCUUACAUGAAUCCCAGCUACGCAACGGCUCAAACACCAACAACAGCCACUUAUUAUUCACAGACACCACAAACGAGUGUCUAUCAAUCGGCAAAUGCUAGCUCAAUUACAAAUCCAACAUUGCAAUCGUAUGCUGGCGUUUCUUAUGCGGAUUACACAAGCCAAGUGAAUGCAUAUGAAAUGCCAUCGAAUAGUCAGUAUUCACAGCAAAGCCAGCAAGUGCCACAAGCUUACUCUCAUUCCAACUCAACUGCAAGUUAUAUGCAAACAACAGCGCACCCACAACCACAGCAACAGUCGCAUGUGCCACAAGUAUCAUCUUCGACGGCAUUUACUAACUACACGCCCGGCUACUCGACACAAUCGUUGCCACAAGCUUCAGGUGCAUCAACUACAGGACAACUGUCUCAAAUCGGAGUGACAGCCGGAUUGCCUCAGAUUGGAGCGACCACUGGGCAACUGCCUCAAACUGGAGUUUCUUCGGGGCAAUUUCCACAAACUUUGCCACCGACAACGGCGACAAUAACGAACAAUCCACAGUCAACAUACCCUACCAGUGACGCAUAUAACUAUUAUAAUACCCAGUAUCCAGUACACAACACUCCAACAUCGAAUAAAUACUACGGCAACGAGACGAACAUUCAAAGCAAUCCGUAUUCGAUGCCGAUGAGUUCCAGCUACUUACCACCUGGCUAUGGCGUUCCAGCGAACUACAGUGCACCGAAUCAGACAAACGUCUAUAAUUAUGGAACGAUUGAUCCAGCUGCAAGCGGUUCACUCGCAUCAGCUGGUAGCAACUAUACAACGAUUUCACAGCAUGCUCCGAAUAUAGCACCAGCUUCGGCUAAUGCUAUGACGCCAGCUACAAAUCCGGUGGUGCAAUCGUCAAUUUCGGCUCAGGUUUCAUAUCCGCCGCAUGCUUCAAUUCCGGCUUCAUCGAUCCCAGCUUCCGUGGCUCCCUAUCAAAAUGUUGCCCCAAGCUCAAGUGUCACAACGAUUCCGGCAAAUUCGCCUCAAGUGAAACCUGAACCGGCUAAGCCGAAAUCAAAUAAAUUCGAUUUGCUCAGCGAUUUGGACAAUAUCUCCAUUGCGGCACCUACAUUGCAACCGAUGAAAUCAACUGACAAGCUACUGCAACCAGAACCAAAACCAGAAAUAGUAACACCGAACAAACCAGAUGAGAGUCAAACAAAAAAAGAAGAAAUGAUUCCCGAAUUGCCGCGGCCAACGAGUGAUGAGAGGCCACCGGUUCAUAAGAAUGAUUCGAUUGAAAAAGCCUUAACUGAGCUAUCUCUGGCCGAAGAGGAAUUGACCAUUAAGGCAAAAGUUGAAACAGAAACAAAGCCGGCAAUUAGCUCACAUUUGGCCGAAUUGAUUGCAUCAAGCACCGUUGUUAGUACGGCAUCAGUUCCGCCAAGUUCUGCGAAUAUUGAGAAUUUCUACAAAGAAGUUCAACGAUACGAAAAAAUUGUGAAUGGCUUAACAACCAAAACUUUAAAUGGCACCACACCGCUUGAGAUUAAAUGGAAGGAAUUGCAUGAUUUGCUGGACAAAGACGCUGCCAAGCGAUCAGUUAGCGUGUCGAAGUUAUUCCCGGAGAAAAAUCGUAAUAUGCUUUCCGUCCCAUACGAUCAUUCACGUGUUCUUCUACCAACGGAAACUGACAACUACAUCAAUGCCGCUCAUAUUCGGGAUUUAGGAUCGCAUUGUAACCAUUUCAUAUUAGCCGAUGCGCCGACAUACAAUACGGUCAAGGAUUUCUGGUGUAUGAUCUGGUCGCAGAAUGCAUCGUACGUGGUUUGCCUUAUCAUUCCAGAUGAAGGGCCAAUUCUACUGUUUCCAAAGCAAUUGAAUACGCCGCAUAACUUUGGCGAUUACACGGUGACCAUUUUAAGUGAACAUAAUCGAUUGCAUAUCAUCGAACGAAGCAUUCGUGUGACUUCAUCCGAAUCCAAUUCGACCAGAAUCAUUACGAUUUUACAGCCGAAACAAUGGCCAACGAAAAAUUCCAUCACCAACAUAAUUGGAGUAUCUCAAAAUAUAAUUGAUACGGCAACAGCGGCCAAACUGCAUAAUAUCCCAGUCAUUUUGAAUUGUCCGACGAAUUUGGAGCGAUCAAGUUUGGUGGCGUUGACGAUAACAUGCAUUUUAGCACUUGAAUGCGAAAUGCCAAUUAUAAUCAAUGUAACCGACGUAUGGUAUCGAAUUUGCUCACAACGCAAAAAUAUCCUAAAUGACACGAGUAUUUUUCAACAAUCGAUGCAAAUUGUACUUCAAUGUUGUCGAGAGUUUAUCAAGAAACGAUCGCCCAAGACACUAUCGAACAACACUCAGACCAAUUACUAUUUCAUCGAAGAAGAAGAGCCGACCGUCAAGGAUCCAUUCAAAGACCUCGAUCCAUUGUGGAAAUUGAAAUGAAAAAAAACAGACCGUUGAUGAAAAAAAUUGGCGACUCUUUUGAAUUUACGACGAUGAUCAAGGAUGAGGUUUCUGCCACUUUAUACAUCAUUUCAAAGGAAGGCCACAAAUGUCAACAAAAUUCAUUGUGAACAAACAAAAAUAUUUUUAUUUCAGUUUUUUUUGGAAAAGACAGGUGUUGAAUCUAUUUCUAUCUAUCAAAUUUAUUACAUUUACGGCUUAUUUGAUCUAUAAAAUUAUUAUUAUUGUAAUCUAUUAUUCAUUUGUGUUAUCAGAUCUAUAUAAAAAAAAAUAAAGAGAAAAGAAAAUAUUUGUUACGCUUUUA